Bactrocera neohumeralis is the source of this 1539-nucleotide messenger RNA. RefSeq names its product putative nuclease HARBI1. Lineage: Eukaryota; Metazoa; Arthropoda; Insecta; Diptera; Tephritidae. The record is from RefSeq and is a predicted model, not a curated record. Bases 689 to 1513 code for a protein of 274 amino acids. The transcript is spliced from 3 exons.
UUUGAAAAGUGAUCUGUCAAACUGCUGAAGUGACAGUUCAUUGCUUUCAAUAUAUGGCAUACUAUUUGUUCUAAUUUGCAUGUCAUAUAUUGUAUUCCAUAAGCAAUAUGGAGUCUCCACUGGCAAUAAUGUGUACAGCAAUACAGUUAGUAUAAGAAAAAUUUUUGCCUGUCGAGACGCCCCAUCAUCACCUUUUGCUUUAGUUAUUUACAGCCCUAUUCUCAUGCCCUCACAAAAGUCACCAACCUCACUACAGUGAUGUUUCUCACUAUAGUGAGGGUUACCUUAUUCUGGCGAAAAUUCAAAAGCUCAAAUGCUCACUAUUCUCACAAAUAUCUGUGACGUGUGAAAGCAGCCAUCAUAAUACAAAACAUCUGUGUUUGUUUUGUUUUGCAUAUUUGACAUUUUUUAAAAUAUUGAGAAUUGAGUGUUAUUAGCAUGGAGGAACUAUUAUUUGUAUAUGCGGCAACUGUUGAGGAGGAGGAAUCGGGAGGUAGGAGAAAAAUUUUAAAGGGUUUGCGAGACAAAAGCGAUCCCUUUACUAUGCAAGACACUGCAUUUAUUAACACAUUUCGAUUCCCAAAAUCGCUAUGUAAAUUGCUGAUAAGUGAAUUGGUGCCGCAUGACGUGCAGAAGUCAAAUAUUCCUUUUGAUCUGCGUUUCCUGACGAGUUUAUAUUUUUACGGGCAUGGCUCUUAUCAAAAAUGCGUUGGUAAUAUGUAGUUAUAUGCUCUCUAUGAGCCAAUCCUCAGUGUCAAGAGCUCUGCACUUUAUUUCAAAACUGAUUGUGGAUGUUAAGGGAAGUGAAAUUUAUUUCCCUUCAAGCGCGCAGGAUGUGUCAGAUGCAAAGAAGGGAUUUUACACGAAAUUUGGGAUCAAGGGCACAAUCGGCGCAAUCGAUUGUACCCAUAUUGGGAUUGUUUCACCCUCAAGCACAGACGCCACUACUCCUCUCUCACUUUUUAUGAACCGGAAAGGAUUUUACAGCCUUAAUGUAGAAGCAGUUUGUGAUCAUCGACUUCUGUUCACCGCUGUCAACGCGAGAUAUCCCGGGUCUUGCCAUGAUUCUGGUAUUUGGACCACAUCCCCAACACGUAUGCACCUCACAAAUACUUAUAGCACGCAAAGUGAUUCGUGGUUGUUAGGCGACCAAGGAUAUCCAUUGGAGCCAUGGCUGUUAACGCCAGUCGCUGAACCUUCAAACGCAAGGGAAGUGCGUUACAAUAAGUUGCACGCCAAAGCACGUAAUACCAUUGAGAGAGCCUUUGGUGUUUUGAAGUCACGAUUCCGGUGCCUCUCAAAACACCGCAUUCUUCAUUACAGCCCUGAAAAAGCGUCUUUGAUUAUUUACGCGUGUACAAUUCUUCACAACAUUUUACUGAAGCAUGGUGUGGCUGCAGACCUUGGCUUUGAAGAAGUUUUAGAAGAAUCACAAGACACCGAAAUUGUUUUCGAAAACCCCAAUUUUAGGGAGGGUGCUAGAGUAAGAGAACGUUACAUUAUUUCUUUAUAAUAUACAUAUGUAUGCAUAUAUUUCCA